This is a messenger RNA of Arabidopsis lyrata subsp. lyrata, 3035 nucleotides long. Its product is annotated as G-type lectin S-receptor-like serine/threonine-protein kinase CES101. The record is from RefSeq and is a predicted model, not a curated record. Gene Ontology annotation, molecular function: protein serine/threonine kinase activity; ATP binding. Gene Ontology annotation, biological process: protein phosphorylation. Lineage: Eukaryota; Viridiplantae; Streptophyta; Magnoliopsida; Brassicales; Brassicaceae.
UGAUUAGGAUUUAUUUAUAUUAAUAUAUGGGGUAUUAUGAAUCUGGUGGAAGACUUUUUGUCUUUAUGAAAAAAAAAAACACACCACUCUGUUUCUCCUCCUUGGUUGGGAAGAAUUAGCUUUCUGUUGUAAGUCCCUUUUAAAUCCUACUUGGUUGUUGUAUUCUCCAAAGAGACAUAGUUGUUCGAUAAAAACAAAAACAAGUUGCUGCAGUACAAUGGUUUUCCUCGAGAAGAUGGCGUCUGGUUCUGUUAUGUGUCUUGUUUUGGUUGUUGCUCGGAAACUUCAACGGACAAGACUUCAAAUUUGUCCCCCAGCGUAGACUUGGACUUUUGAGUUAGACUUGACCAUAAACGAGAGAUGUCUUGACAACCACUUUUGAGAGAUAUCUUCCAAAUUAUCCAUCUUCCAAGUUUCAGAUUUUCUGAAACUAUGUGGUCAAAUGGCAUCUUUCUCAUUUUUUUUACUUUGUCUCUCUUGUUAGGACAAUCAUGUUGUGAAACAGAUACGCUACUGCAGGGUCAGUACUUGAAAGAUGGGCAAGAGCUCGUUUCAGCUUUCAAUAUCUUCAAACUCAAGUUUUUCAACUUGGAGAAUUCAAGCAACUGGUAUCUUGGAAUUUGGUACAACAAUUUUUAUCUUAGUGGUAAUAAGAAGUAUGGUGAUAUCCAGGAUAAAGCUGUUUGGAUUGCUAACCGUAACAAUCCAAUUUUGGGACGCUCUGGAAGCCUCACAGUGGAUUCUCUUGGCCGAUUGAGGAUUUUAAGGGGAGCAUCAAGCCUGCUUGAGAUAAGCUCUACGGAAACCACAGGAAACACAACCCUUAAGCUGUUGGAUUCUGGAAAUCUUCAGCUCCAAGAGAUGGAUUCUGAUGGAUCGAUGAGGCAGAUUCUGUGGCAAAGUUUUGAUUAUCCAACGGAUACCCUUCUUCCUGGUAUGAAACUUGGUUUCAAUGUUAAGAAUGGGAAGAGAUGGGAACUGACAUCAUGGCUAGGUGAUACUUUACCUGCUUCUGGAUCUCUUGUCUUUGGGAUGGAUGCUAAUAUUACAAACCGGUUGACCAUCUUGUGGCGUGGAAACAUGUAUUGGGCAAGUGGGCUCUGGUUUAAGGGUGGGUUUUCCUUGGAGGUAUUAAAUGAAUAUGGUUUCCUCUUUUCCUUCAUUUCAACCGAGAGUGAACACUAUUUUAUGUAUUCAGAUGAUCACAAAUUUGCUGGAACAUUUUUUCCCGCGAUAAUGAUAGACCAACAGGGAAUUUUGCAUAUAUACAGGCUUGACAGAGAGCGUUUGCAUGUUCAUUGUUCUCCUUUCACUUUGGAUGAAGACAAUUGUUAUAUGGAUUGUUUGCACGCUGGUUGCAUAGUCCCAGAUGGGCCGAAUGGGUUAAGGUAUUCUUUUAGAGAGACAGUAUCGGCUUUCUCAAGCAAUGGAUUUAUACUUAAUGAGACUGGUGGAAGGUUUAGUUCAGCUGAUUGCCAUGCUAUAUGUAUGCAAAACUCUUCUUGUAUUGCCUAUGCUUCUACCAAUCUGGAUGGUACGGGCUGCGAAAUCUGGAAUAUUGAUCCUACCGACAAAAAGUCGUCUUCUCAAGUUGUGGAAAUAUAUAUAUAAGGAGUUGUAGUAAACCAAGGGCACGAAAAGGCGGCAACUUGGCUAGUUGUUGUGGCAUCACUAUUCCUAAUUAUACCUGUGACUUGGUUUAUCAUCUAUCUUGUUCUAAGGAAAUUUAAAGUAAAAGUAAGUGUAAUAUUUCGCGGGAUGUUCUACUUUUUAUGGGGAAAAGUCAUUCCACAAACGAUUGGUUGCAUACGGAGGAGGCUUCCAACACUGAGGGUUGGUUCAACAAUAGACCAAGAAAUGCUACUACGUGAAUUAGGAAUUGAUAGGAGACGCCGAGGCAAGAGAAGUGCAAGGAAGAAUAAUAAUGUAGCCUCCUCUGAUGCAAACAAGCUCGGUGAAGGAGGUUUUGGUCCUGUAUAUAAGGGGAGUUUAAUAGAUGGGGAAGAGGUGGCUAUCAAAAGACUAUCAUUAGCAUCCGGGCAAGGAUUAGUGGAGUUCAAGAACGAAGCAAUGCUUAUUGCAAAACUUCAACACACAAAUCUUGUUCAGUUGCUAGGAUGCUGCAUCGAAAAGGAUGAGAAAAUGUUGGUUUACGAAUACAUGCCCAACAAGAGCCUUGACUACUUCCUCUUUGAUCCCUUGAGGAAAAACAUUUUGGAUUGGACACUGCGGUUCAGGAUCAUGGAAGGGAUAAUUCAAGGGCUUUUGUACCUUCACAAGUACUCGAGAUUGAAAGUGAUACACAGAGACAUCAAAGCCAGCAACAUUUUACUGGACGAGGAUAUGAAUCCCAAAAUAUCCGAUUUUGGAAUGGCUCGGAUAUUUGGAGCGCAAGAAUCCAGAGCUAACACCAAAAGAGUUGCUGGCACAUUUGGAUAUAUGUCUCCGGAGUACUUCAGAGAAGGACUGUUCUCGGCGAAAUCAGAUGUAUUUAGCUUCGGAGUUCUAAUGUUGGAAAUCAUUUGUGGAAGGAAGAACAAUAGCUUCCACCAUGACUCAGAAGGACCUCUGAAUCUCAUAGUUCAUGUGUGGAGUCUGUUUAAAGAGAACCGAGUUCACGAGGUGAUAGAUCCGUCUUUGGGAGAUUCUGCAGUUGAGAACCCUCAAGUGUUGAGAUGUGUUCAAGUUGCUCUGUUGUGUGUACAACAAAACGCAGAAGAUAGACCAAGUAUGUUAGAAGUUGUGUCGAUGAUAUACGGCGACGGCAACAACGCUCUUUCUUUGCCUAACGAGCCAGCUUUCUAUGAUGGUCCUCGGAGAAGCUCUCCGGAGAUGGAGGUUGAACCACCUGAGCUGGAAAAUGUAUCGGCAAAUAGAGUUACCAUCACAGUGAUGGAAGCAAGAUGAGCUAGUGAAUUGCAGAAAACUGAUUGUAUGUGAAUCUCAUAGUUUACUUGAAAGUUUGAAACAUUUUACUUCUAGUUGGAUAAUUCUGACUGAUCUUAUGAGACUCAAAAGUUAUCGUUUUCUCGUUA